AUGGCCACGCACGUCGCCAAAAAGAUGAAGAUGGAGCACGAGCUCAUGGAACCCAUUACACACGUCGAUGCAGUCAUGAAAACAGAAGAAAGCGCCGUUAAUGAAGAAGACGAUGACGACGUGGACGAUGAGACCGGGACGUUUGCGAUUGCCCAGUUCCAGAGCGAAGACGGAAGCAAUGUGGGUCCACAACUAGAAAUUCCUAUGGCUUCUAGUAUCCGGCAGAUGGAGGAGCUGGUCAACGAAUUGCUGCAGAACGGCAAGAAUCGCGUGCCAUACUCACUCUUUAUUGGCGAAACGGAAGUGACAACGACGCUCAAGGCCACAGUAGAAGAGUUGAAAUUAUCGACGGAAACAGCGUUGACUAUCACAUUUCAGCCUCUGGCUGCCUUCCGCGUGCGUCCUGUUACCCGAUGCAGUGAUACUUUGCAGGGACAUUCUGAGGCGAUUUUGCAUGUGAGUUUUAGUCCGGAUGGGAAGAGAUUGGCAAGUGGAGGUGGCGACGCGACUGUACGUUUCUGGGACAUGAAUACAUGCAUGCCGAAGCACACGGGUCGUGGACAUAAGAACCAUGUGCUGUGUACGGCGUGGUCGCCGGAUGGAGCACGUUUUGCAUCGGCAGACCGCAACGGUGAGAUUCGUCUGUGGGACCCGCUCACGGGAAAGCAGAUUGGGCAGCCGAUGAAAGGCCACAAGCAGUGGGUUAACUCGUUGACAUGGGAGCCGAUGCAUCGCAACGAUACUUGUGAGCGUUUUGCAAGUUCUUCAAAGGACGGGUCGAUCAAGGUGUGGAAUGCUCGCACUGGUCGUUCCAUUGCUUCGUUGUCGGGUCACACAGACUCGGUGGAGUGCAUAAAGUGGGGAGGCGAAGGCUUGUUGUACAGUGCAUCCCGUGACCGAACAAUUAAGGUUUGGGCGAUGGAAGGUGAGCACGUGGGCAAGCUCGUGCGUACACUGAUUGGACACGGUCAUCGUAUAAACACAUUGGCUCUGAAUGUCGACUACGUUUGUCGUUCGGGACCGUUCAACCACAACACCACGAGUUUUACAUCACGCGAAGAGAUGCAACACGCGGCAUUAAAGCGAUAUCAAGAGGUUCGUAAGGGUCAGCCGGAACGUUUGGUUUCUGGCUCGGAUGAUUUUACUCUGUUCUUGUGGGAGCCUUCAGAGAGUAAGAAGCCUCUGGCUCGUCUUACUGGUCAUCAGCAGCCAGUGAAUCACUUGAGCUUUUCUCCAGACGGGCGAUACUUUGCCAGCGCGAGUUUUGAUAAGAAAGUCAAGAUUUGGAAUGGCCAGUCGGGUAAGUUUGUUGCUACACUCACUGGCCACGUUGGUGCAGUGUAUCAAGUUUGUUGGUCCAGUGAUGCGAGACUGAUCGUGACAGCAAGUAAAGACUCGACUGUAAAGAUUUGGGAGCUCAGUGACCCGAAGAAUGCCAAGACAACGUUGUCAGGUCAUGCUGAUGAGGUGUAUGCGCUGGAUUGGAGUCCAAAUGGCGACAUGGUGGCAUCGGGUAGCAAGGAUCGCACCAUCAAGAUGUAA
This is a messenger RNA of Peronospora farinosa, 1542 nucleotides long. NCBI's taxonomy places the organism in Eukaryota, Oomycota, Peronosporomycetes, Peronosporales, Peronosporaceae. The record is from the annotation of a GenBank genome assembly.